AUGGGACUGAUCUCAUGCUUUUUCAUCCGUCUUUUGACGCUGCUCAUAUUGAUCGUCUCUUCCUUCUUAGCCAUGCAAUCACCUCAUUACGUUCACGCAGGAACAUAUGAUUUGAUUGAUGUUAUUGAGUUUGAGUUUAUUGAUUGCCGCAGAUCCGAACCCGAGAAAAUUAAGGAUCAUACCAAGCCCACCCCCUCCUCCGAUUUCAGCCGCAAGACCACAUCAACAUGGCUAAUUUCGGACAUCCAUCUUACUAGUCUGAUUUAA
This is a messenger RNA of Prunus armeniaca (apricot), 267 nucleotides long. NCBI's taxonomy places the organism in Eukaryota, Viridiplantae, Streptophyta, Magnoliopsida, Rosales, Rosaceae. The record is from the annotation of a GenBank genome assembly.